Hyaloscypha bicolor E is the source of this 939-nucleotide messenger RNA. Its product is annotated as putative inositol oxygenase. Gene Ontology annotation, molecular function: iron ion binding; inositol oxygenase activity. Gene Ontology annotation, cellular component: cytoplasm. NCBI's taxonomy places the organism in Eukaryota, Fungi, Ascomycota, Leotiomycetes, Helotiales, Hyaloscyphaceae. Bases 1 to 939 code for a protein of 312 amino acids. The transcript is spliced from 3 exons. The record is from RefSeq and is a predicted model, not a curated record. Gene Ontology annotation, biological process: inositol catabolic process.
AUGUCGCCAUGCGCUGUAGACCCAGUUCCUCUCUACGAGGAUCGAGAUGGCAUGGCGCUGGAGAACCUCUCAGACAACAUUGAUGCCGUCAACGUCAUGAAAGCCGACAUGAAGAGGGAGAAGGCUAUGAAGGAGAGGUCCGAGUUCGACGCUGAAAAAGACAAGACAAAAUUCCGACAAUACGAAGAAGCCUGUGACAGAGUCAAAAACUUUUACCGAGAGCAACACGAAAAGCAGACAGUGGCCUAUAACCUGAAGGCUCGCAACGACUUCAAAUCCAAGACGCGAGCUGAGAUGACAAUCUGGCAAGCAAUGGAGAAGCUCAACACUCUCAUCGACGAGUCCGACCCCGACACCUCCCUCUCCCAAAUCGAACAUUUACUUCAGUCAGCUGAGGCUAUCCGACGAGACGGCAAGCCACGAUGGAUGCAACUGACUGGCCUCAUCCACGACCUUGGCAAACUCCUCUUCUUUUACGGGGCGGAUGGCCAAUGGGAUGUUGUCGGCGAUACCUUCCCCGUUGGAUGUGCUUUCGACAAGAGGAUCAUCUACCCAGAUACCUUCAAAGGUAACCCUGACCAUGAUCAUCCAAUCUACGGCACCAAAAACGGGAUAUACACUCCAGGGUGCGGGAUGGAUAAUAUUAUGCUGUCAUGGGGUCACGACGAGUAUUUGUACCACAUCGUCAAGGAGCAGUCAACCUUGCCAGCGGAGUCACUUGCCAUGAUCAGAUAUCACUCUUUUUAUCCAUGGCACUCCGCUGGAGCUUAUACUGAGUUUAUGGAUGAACAUGACCAUGCUAUGUUAGAGGCUGUGAGGGCAUUCAAUCCCUAUGAUCUGUACAGUAAGAGCGAUGAUGUCCCAAGCGUGGAGGUCCUAAAGCCAUACUACCUCGAGCUCAUUGAUGAGUUCUUCCCCAAAAAGGUCAUUAAGUGGUAG